This is a messenger RNA of Peromyscus eremicus (cactus mouse), 1935 nucleotides long. RefSeq names its product sirtuin 2 (gene Sirt2). The record is from RefSeq and is a predicted model, not a curated record. Lineage: Eukaryota; Metazoa; Chordata; Mammalia; Rodentia; Cricetidae. Gene Ontology annotation, molecular function: histone deacetylase activity, NAD-dependent; NAD+ binding. The transcript is spliced from 16 exons. The coding region runs from base 224 to 1393 and encodes 389 amino acids.
CCACUUUUUCCAGACGCCCUUUAUCAAUAUGGCUACAAGCGCCAUGCCUUUUGGGAUUUGUAGUUCUAUGCCAUGAGAGGUGUAGUGUACGAAAGCGGUUGCGGGACUGCGUUGGCUACUGGGAGUUGUAGUUCUCUAAUCCUUUCUCGGUCCCCUCUUGUUUCCGGUGCCGUCACGGGACAGAGCAGUCGGUGACAGCUCCGAGGGCCCCCACCCCGCUCCCAUGGCCGAGCCGGACCCCUCUGACCCUCUGGAGACCCAGGCAGGGAAGGUGCAGGAGGCUCAGGAUUCAGACUCGGACACUGAGGGAGGAGCUUCUGGCGGAGCGGCAGAGAUGGACUUCCUGCGGAAUUUAUUCUCCCAGACCCUGGGCCUGGGCUCCCAGAAGGAGCGUCUGCUGGACGAGCUGAGCCUUGAAGGAGUGACCCGCUACAUGCAGAGCGAGCGCUGUCGCAGGGUCAUCUGUUUGGUGGGAGCCGGAAUCUCCACAUCUGCGGGUAUCCCUGACUUCCGCUCCCCAUCCACUGGCCUCUAUGCAAACCUGGAGAAGUACCGCCUUCCUUACCCGGAAGCCAUCUUUGAGAUCAGUUACUUCAAGAAACAUCCAGAACCCUUCUUUGCCCUUGCCAAGGAGCUCUACCCCGGGCAGUUCAAGCCAACCAUCUGCCACUACUUCAUCCGCCUGCUGAAGGAGAAAGGACUGCUGCUGCGCUGCUACACGCAGAACAUAGACACGCUGGAGCGAGUGGCGGGGCUGGAGCCCGAGGACCUGGUGGAGGCCCACGGUACCUUCUACACCUCCCACUGCGUCAGCUCCAGCUGCCGACAAGAAUACACGCUGAGCUGGAUGAAAGAGAAGAUCUUCUCAGAAGCAACCCCCAAGUGCGAAAAAUGUCAGAGUGUGGUGAAGCCUGAUAUCGUGUUCUUCGGUGAGAAUCUUCCGCCACGCUUCUUCUCCUGCAUGCAGUCAGACUUCUCGAAGGUGGACCUCCUCAUCAUCAUGGGCACCUCCCUGCAAGUGCAGCCCUUCGCCUCCCUCAUCAGCAAGGCACCACUAUCUACCCCACGCCUGCUCAUCAACAAGGAGAAGACGGGCCAGACAGAUCCCUUCCUGGGCAUGAUGAUGGGCUUGGGAGGCGGCAUGGAUUUUGAUUCCAAGAAAGCUUACAGGGAUGUGGCCUGGCUAGGUGACUGUGACCAAGGCUGCCUGGCCCUUGCUGACCUCCUCGGAUGGAAGAAGGAGCUGGAAGACCUUGUCCGGAGGGAGCAUGCCAGCAUAGAUGCUCAGUCAGGGUCCCAGGCCCCCAACCCCGGCACUAGCAGCUCCCCUAGAAAGUCCCCACCUCCAGCCAAGGAGGCGGCCAGGACCCAAGAGAGAGAGAAGCACCCCUGACCACUACCUCCUGAGCAGGACAGUGGAGCCCCAGCCAGCACUGGCCCCUCUAACAUGAGCUGCUGUGGGGCUCAGUAGAUCCUUCAUUCUCUUAACCAGGGUCCCCAACUCAAUCCCAGAAAAUUCUAAUGUACCUGAGGGCUGAGGGCUGCGCAGCCCAUCCCUAACAGCCCACAGCCUCUAACCACCGAGGGCAAGAAGAGACCUCCCCUAACUCCUAACAACUCCCAGAGAUCAGGUUACCCCCAAACUGCUAACUGUGCCAGAAGAAGGCAUUUCUCUAUUGUUCUCAGGGGGGCGUGUCUAAAUCAAAUUAACCUACCCCACAGAAGGGCUGGACUUCUGUGGUGAUGUAGAACUUCAUUCACCCAGGGGUUAGAGUCUGUGGGCUCUCCAAGCCUGAAGGCCCCCCAAUUCUCUGCCUCCAACAAACAAAGUGGGUGCUGGCCUCCCUUUCCUAGGGACCCUCUUGCCAGCCAGUGGGGGAUGAGCAGGAGACUUGCUUAUUGGAAACAAAUUAAAAACCAAAACAAAGCAACUAA